AUGAAUAUUAUUCCAUUUUUAUCACGUCGUCGUCGAAAACGUCGUUACAGUAAAACAGUCGACAGUCUUUUCUUGACAACACCAGAUUUGCACAAAAAACAUGCACACGAUAAAAAUAAGUAUUUAGAAUUUGGACUAAGUCAGAUGCAAGGUUGGCGUUCGUCUAUGGAGGAUACGCAUUGUUUCUUAAUGAAAUUCGAUCCUCAUGCAUGGUCUGAAUGGUCUUAUUUUAGCAUAUUUGACGGUCAUAAUGGUACAGAAACUGCUAAAAAAUGUGCUCAGAAUUUUCAUGGUUAUAUGCUUCAAGCAUUGAAUGAUAUGUUGAAACAUGAUCAUGUUGAAGGACCGGUAACAUCGUCAAAACUUGAUAUAGAAACAUUUAGAAAAGUAAUAAAACAAACGUAUUUCUAUAUGGAUGAUAAAUUAAAAAAAACAAAAUCACAGCAGGACGAAAGUGGAGCAGUGGCAAUCACAUGUCUCAUUGGUCCGGAGAAAAUUUAUUUUAUAAAUCUCGGUGAUGCCCGUGCUAUAUUGGUAUCUAAAAAUGGUCAAGUAUUAUUAUCCACUCAUGAUCAUACAGCAAGUGAUGAACACGAAAAAGAACGAAUCGAAGAAAAAGAUGGGAGUAUAUGGGAUGGCAGAGUCGAAGGACAAUUAAUGCCGACACGGGUCUUCGGUGAUUUUUCGAUGAACAAAUAUUUGGUUUCACCUGAUGCUGAGAUCGAAGAAUAUCCUCGAUAUGAUUCAAAUUACGAGCUUGGUUUUAUUGUGUUAGCCUGUGAUGGUAUAUGGGAUGUAAUGUCAAAUGAAGAAUGUGCAAACUUUAUCUUAGAACGAAUCCAUAAUACUCCCAAUUUGUGUCAAAUAUGUGAUGAAGUAAUCGAUGAAUGUUUGAAAAGAGAAUCGAGUGAUAAUAUGACUAUUUAUAUAAUUAAGUUUCUGUAG
Didymodactylos carnosus is the source of this 945-nucleotide messenger RNA. NCBI's taxonomy places the organism in Eukaryota, Metazoa, Rotifera, Eurotatoria, Philodinida, Philodinidae. The record is from the annotation of a GenBank genome assembly.